Molecule: messenger RNA, 1895 nt
Organism: Nanorana parkeri
Lineage: Eukaryota; Metazoa; Chordata; Amphibia; Anura; Dicroglossidae
Gene: TSPAN7
Product: tetraspanin 7
Exons: 8
Coding region: 120-869 (249 amino acids)
Cellular component (GO): membrane
Source: RefSeq, a predicted model, not a curated record
CAUCUUACUUGGGAGGCUGAUUCCAUUGCCUUUCUCUCCUCUUGCGGAUUGGGGAUAAACUGCAUGCAGGAGGGGCUGUGAGCAGCAACAGUAACACCCGGCUACCGGAUCUCAGUAGCAUGGCAUCAAGGAGAAUGGAGACCAAGCCAGUUAUAACGUGUCUGAAAACCCUCCUGAUUAUCUACUCUUUCGUCUUUUGGAUUACUGGAGUUAUUCUUCUAGCUGUUGGAGUGUGGGGAAAGCUCACAUUAGGGACAUAUAUCUCUCUCAUUGCUGAGAACUCCACCAAUGCUCCCUAUGUACUCAUCGGAACUGGCACUACAAUCAUUGUCUUCGGACUUUUUGGAUGUUUUGCCACUUGUCGUGGUAGCCCAUGGAUGCUGAAACUGUAUGCAAUGUUUCUAUCCCUGGUGUUCCUGGCUGAACUGAUUGCUGGAAUCUCAGGCUUUGUUUUCCGGCAUGAGAUCAAGGAUACGUUCCUUAGGACAUACACUGAAGCUAUCCAGAACUACGACGGCAAUGAUGAAAGAAGUCGUGCAGUUGAUGAUGUUCAGAAAAGUUUGAAUUGUUGUGGUGUUCAGAGUUAUACCAACUGGACCAGCAGCAUUUAUUUUCCUGAACAUGGAAUCCCGCCCAGUUGCUGCUCCAACAUGAGUGAUUGCAAUCCAUCAGAUAUGCGCAACAUGACUAUUGCUCCACAUAAGGUCUAUCAAAGGGGCUGCUAUGAACUCGUCACCAACUUCAUGGAAACUAACAUGGGAAUCAUUGCUGGGGUGGCUUUUGGAGUUGCAUUCUCACAGCUGAUUGGAAUGUUGCUGGCGUGCUGUCUUUCCCGGUUCAUCACUGCAAAUCAGUACGAGAUGGUGUAACAUGGGGCCAGCAGUUUCUACAUCAGGAGCUGAUGGAAAUGUGAAGAAUUUUACAGAAUGUUAGAGCACACAACACAUCCACCAACCACUCUGUGUUCCCAUUUUGUAGUGUAACCAUCUGUUUCAGUACAGCUGUGCCAUGAAGAGUAGCCUCUGUAGUGUCUAACUGCACACUUCCUCCUGGGGAAGGCUUUUCGUAUGAUGGCACGCUAUUAUGUGUGUUCUUUAGUCAUACUGUAGUUGUAAAGUUCCUAUGAUAAUCCAUUAACUGCCUCGACCUGGCUGUGCAUGCAGUGGCUGAUACAAACAAAGGGACAACAAAGUCCUUACCAAUGGUUUAUUAAAUGUUCCACGCAUUUAUAUAAAUCAGUACAUGGAAAUCAAAUAUAGCGUAUCUAAUCUUUUAUAUAUAUAUAUUUAUUUACAAGGCAUACUUAUUUUUUUUAUUUUGCCGUAUAACACAUACCGAUAAAACAAUAAAGAAGAAUAAAUCUGUGAUAUGACAAUACUUGAAGAGUAAUGUUGAAAUAUGUCGUGCUUUGAAUAGGAUUCAAGGGGGCCCCACGAGGCAGCAAUCUGGAUCCUAACUCUGUGCUGUAUGCCUAAUGCUUAUGAUCUUUGUCUAGUGAAUUUUUUUGCUUCGGAUUCCAAGAACAUGUGUUUCACUGUUACUAAGCUGUUGUUGCUUACUGUGAAGGCAGUAUAAUGAUGCUUUUUAAAAUUAUCUUUAGUGUUCAACUAAACCUAAUCGUGCUGUCAUGCCUAUCUUUCCUCUCCUCCUUGCUAAUGUUACCUCCUUUCUUUUCUCCCUCAUGACACUUUGGAAGUGCACCAACCAAAUGUUAUAUUCAGAACAGGAUUGAAGAUUAGGAAAGAACAGAAAUGGGAAAAUGUUCAAACAUUUUUAAACAGAAAUAAAUGAAAACUGAUUUUUUUAUAAUGUCUCCAUCUAGCAUGCUGAGAAUAAAAUGCUUUGAUAUUGUGAGCAUUUGUGAUAUACAUAUUAAUAAACUGAACUACGACAGA